AUGCCUCUGUAUGCCAAGUUCUUAAAAGAGCUUAUCAACAAGAAAAAAAGUUGGCUGGAGAAGGAGACUGUGCUGCUCACUGAGGAAUGUAGCACUGUGCUUCAAAAGGGAAUCCCACCAAAGCUUAAAGAUUCUGGGAGUGUUGUAGUCGCUUGCACCAUAGGCAAAAUAACAUUAGACAAGGCUCUUUGCGAUCUUGGAGCUAGUAUCAACUUAAUGCCCCUGUCCAUGAUGAGGAAGCUUGCGAUAGAAGAACUUAAACCCACUAGGAUGUCACUAGUCAUGGCUGAUAGAUCAAUCAAGACACCUAAUGGGAUUGUGGAGAAUUUAUUAGUAAAAGUUGGGGAGUUUAUCUUCCCUGCGGAUUUUGUGAUCUUGGACACUGAAGAAGAAGGAAAUAAUUCAAUCAUCCUGGGAAGACCGUUCCUAGCAACUGCAGGAGCUAUCAUCGAUGUGGAAAAGGGCGAUAUGAUCUUCAGAGUACACAAUGAGCAAAUGGUCAUAAAUAUUUUCAAGUCAAUGCAAUACCCUCCUGAGCAAGAGGAUUACCUGAGAGUGGACAUGAUAGAAAGCCUGGUGGAAGAAAUGUUAGACACUAAUCAUCAUGAGUAA
Arachis stenosperma is the source of this 612-nucleotide messenger RNA. RefSeq lists its product as uncharacterized. The transcript has a single exon. Bases 1 to 612 code for a protein of 203 amino acids. Lineage: Eukaryota; Viridiplantae; Streptophyta; Magnoliopsida; Fabales; Fabaceae. The record is from RefSeq and is a predicted model, not a curated record.